AUGCCUUCUCAUUUCAGAAUUGGUUGUUAUCCGUAUAUCAAGUAUCAUUGCACGAAAGAACCUUGGAAAGAUUUCAGUACCGAAAAUUAUUUAUAUAAAUUUAUUACGGUUUUGAAUUGCGGAUUGCCUUGUCUUCUGUACGGAUUAGCGGCACAAGCUUUUAUCCAACAUACUGAUUAUAUUGUGGACAAAAAUACGGGUCAGAAAGUUGCGAUCAAAUUUUUGCUUAAAGAACUUCACAGUUGA
Brugia malayi is the source of this 246-nucleotide messenger RNA. RefSeq lists its product as uncharacterized. Lineage: Eukaryota; Metazoa; Nematoda; Chromadorea; Rhabditida; Onchocercidae. The record is from RefSeq and is a predicted model, not a curated record. The coding region runs from base 1 to 246 and encodes 81 amino acids. The transcript has 2 exons.